Molecule: messenger RNA, 1597 nt
Organism: Syngnathus typhle (broad-nosed pipefish)
Lineage: Eukaryota; Metazoa; Chordata; Actinopteri; Syngnathiformes; Syngnathidae
Gene: gpr61l
Product: G protein-coupled receptor 61-like
Exons: 1
Coding region: 1-1278 (425 amino acids)
Biological process (GO): G protein-coupled receptor signaling pathway
Cellular component (GO): signaling receptor complex; plasma membrane; endosome
Molecular function (GO): G protein-coupled receptor activity
Source: RefSeq, a predicted model, not a curated record
AUGGCGGAGAAGUUUAUUCCUAUGAUUUCGUCUGUCUCAAAUCAGCCCAAUCCAAAUUUCUCAACUGUCCCAUGGGAGCAACAUCCAACAGUUCCUUCCGACGUGGGCGUGGUCACGAGCUCCCAGUCGCAGCUCAAAGAUCUUUUUGGCUUGUUCUGCAUGGUGACGCUGAACCUUAUCGCUUUGUUGGCCAACAUUGGCGUGAUGGUGGCUAUUGCCCGCGCCCCACACUUGAAGAGGUUCGCUUUUGUGUGCCACCUUUGCGCUGUGGACCUACUGUGCGCCAUCCUCCUCAUGCCCCUGGGGAUCAUAUCCAGCUCUCCCUUUUUCGGAACGGUGGUGUUCACCGUUCUGGAGUGUCGGGUUUACCUUUUCCUCAAUGUAUUUCUCAUCUGUUUAUCCAUUCUCACUAUCACGGCUAUCAGCGUUGAACGCUACUUCUACAUCGUGCACCCGAUGCGAUAUGAAGUUAAGAUGACCAUCAAUUUAGCCAUCGGUGUCAUGUUUUUUAUCUGGAUCAAGUCGGUUGUCCUGGCUUUGUUGACUCUGUUUGGAUGGCCGGCAUACGGGAACCAAAGCUCCAUCGCUGCGGCUCACUGCUCUCUCCAUGCGAGCCACAGUCGCCUUAGAGGAACUUUUGCCGUGCUCUACAGUGUUCUCUGUUUCCUGGUUCCUUCGGUGAUCAUCUUCUCCGUGUACUGCGCCGUGUACAGGGUCGCUCGUUCAGCUGCCCAGCAACAAGUGCCCGCUGUUUCAACGUGGGCCAGCCCAAACCGGGAUAAGAAUCGGUCCGACUCCAUCGGCAGCCAGACCACCAUGAUCGACACCAACCGCUCUCGGCCCCAGAGACUUUCCCCGGAAAGGGCCUUCAGCGGGGGCAAGGCGGCCAUCACCUUAGUGUUCAUCGUGGGCCAGUUCUUGAUCUGCUGGCUGCCUUACUUCAUCUUCCACCUGCAAAUGUCUCUGACCGGAUCCAUGCGCAGCCCAGGAGACUUGGAAGAAGCAGUCAACUGGCUAGCCUUUUCUUCAUUUGCAGUCAACCCGUUCUUCUACGGUUUGCUCAACAGGCAGAUCAGAGAGGAGCUGGUCAAGCUUCGCCGCUGCUGCCUGACCCAGCCGGUGGAUUUUGCCGUUAGCAGCCACGAGGGCUCCCUGCAGGAGAACUUCCUCCAGUUCAUCCAGAGAACCAGCAGCACAGCUGAAACCCGCUCCAGUCCCAGAAGCACUCUGGACAACAGUGUUAAGAUCCCAGGACAAAUACCAGAAGAUCACACUUAGGAUGUCAGUGGAACAUUUUUUCUAUUAUUCUCAAGGCUUCUUUUUGUUGUUUAAUUGGAGUACAGUACAACAUCCAGGGUGGUCUUUCACAUUUGGCUAGGGUGCUUUUGCUAUAACAACACUAUUUCAUGAUUGUGAUGGAACUUUUUUUGUUUUAUUAUCGAAAAGAUUAGUGGAGCAUUUACCACUUGGCCUGCUUUUCCACUGCACACUUCCCCACACAGAAAAGAAAGCACAAAUAUACCAGCACCCAAAGACAAAAUUGCAUUACACCCCAAAAACUACUACAGGGUUUAUGACAUUAUUUAUUCACAUUUCC